UGAAAAUGUAUGACUAACUACGUACAUAAAACCAUUUCGAAUUGUGCAACCACAUUGGUGGCUGCAGUUCCUCCUUUUGUGAAAUGCAUCGUCGAUCCCGGAAAGUACUCGAAUAGAAGUCUUCCUCAGCAUGACAGACGGAAUGUGGGAACGGAACCGACAUGGAGUAAACUGUAACGUGAAGGACUUGCGUUUGUCUUUUAAAUAUUGAUUUGUCUGUCGAACGAACGUUAUGUGACAACGAUGAACGUUUUUCUGAUACUUUGCUUCGUUGACAAAUAUUACGUGAAUGCGAACGAGUUGCAAGUAACCUAGCAUAAUUUCUUAUUCAUAAUGGACCAUAUAAAAAGUACAAGUACUUAUAUAAACAUGAAGAUCACGAGACACUCGCGUAUUGCUUGUAAUUGCUAUUUUCAGGGGACAAUGUGGAACUUCCAAAAAUUUUGGCUAUUAUAAAUCCUUUAACAAACAAAUAAACUAAAAGUAUUGAGAUGGACUCUCCACCGUCAUGUUCACUAAGCGCUACUGGACCUCUCAGUGAUCUUGGUAGCAGUGGAAUUGGAGGGUCCAUUUCUAGCGAUUCAGUUCGAGCACAUCUUGCAAUCGAGAUGCAAGAAAGCGAUAUAGAAAGUAAAUCUUUAUCGCAAGAUUCUUUUGAUUAUUCAGAUGGUAUGUGUGGUGAAAAUUUUAAUACAUUGAAAAAAGGACCAGGAUGGACUGAUGCUGAUGGAAAACUAGAAGUUGAAGUGGUCGAUGUAGCUAUUAAACCUCCACCAGAAUUUCAAGAUAGCCCUUCUCCUCCUAACUCUGAAUCUUCAUCUGCACCGAUCCUUAGCUAUGCACGAUUAAUGAGACAAAAAGUUCCACAAUUAAUAGACGAUUAUGCCGAAAAUUUAGUACAGUCGAUGAUUGAAGAAGCGCUAAUAAUAUCUUGUAGAAUAUCAUGGCCAGAAGGAAGAAUAGCGCCUGCAACAAAUCAUGUACCGGUGGUAACUCGUAGUGUAUAUAAUCCAAAACGUCUUUGGGCAACAGAUUUGUUGACACCUUCAUCGUGUCAGGGAGCUACCACUUUAAUUACCCCAUAUAGCACUUUGAAUCGUCCAAAUUCACGAUGUUCUUUAGCUUCUUCUCGUUUGUCCAGUUCUCAUAAUUCAAUAAAUACCUCAGGACUGAGUCAUAAAGUGGAUGACAGCAGUUUUAUCACCUCUGCUAUGUCACAUGAUGUUUUAACGACCAGUGAGAUUAGUGAUAUGUACAAUGUGCCCUUUGAUUCUGACAUUUAUACUGUACCAAUAGAUGUAGUUAGACCUUUGCAUGAUCUUAGAACGCCGCAAAGGCCCAAACGUCAUAGACAUCAUCGUAAAAGGAGAAGAAAUGUGUCUGCUAGUUCACAGAGUGAAUUAGAAGCCCAUAUUCAGCAAGCAAGGCAUUAUUGUGGAAAACCUCGAGCUAUUACACACGUCAUAAAAUCACAGAGACUAUUAUCCGAUGUAUGCUGCAAUGAAACUGGGAACGGAAAGCGUCAUAGCGUUCCGGGCACAUCUGGUCGACAUACGUCUCGAACAUCUAAUGGUCACAUGCAUAAUAUUGGUGAACCAAUUCACAUGACUUUACAUGAAGUGCGUCAAUAUUUGCAAACACUAUACUCAAGCUCCAGUGAUUCUAGUGAAAAUAAAAUUAAACGCGAUAAUAAAGCUCCAAUAAGUCAUACACCUGUACACCUUGCAAUGCCAAAAGGUAUUAGUGUAAAUAAUAACAAUAGAUAUAGUAACCCGCAUACAGAUUCAGCGAUGGAUACUCCGAUUUCAAACAAAAAUAGCAAUGGACUGAUUCACAAUAACAAUAAUAAUAAUAAUAAUAAUAAUAACAAUAAUCAUAAUGGUAAUGUUAAGAAGCAUAAAAAAAAUUCGUUUGUUAGCAUUAAACAUAAAAAGGUAAAAGAUGAGCCACAUAAAGAGAAGGUCGAUUCUGAAAGAGAAAAGAUUAAGAAGAGCCAACGAAACUUCUCAUUAAAUUUGAAACAAACACUUUGCAAUAUCUUUAGAUUCAGGCGUUUGGGUUCUCCGGACCAUUUCGUAGAGAAAAGAAAUAGCAUUGUACAGGGUGAAAUUGUAGAAGAAGAAGAGGGUGUUGAUUCUGACCAACAUGCUAAUAAUAAUAAUACUACCUCAGAGGUAGAUUCCUCUGUACAAAAGCUACCUUUUUUUAAGCGUGCAUUACCGCCAUUGCCGAAAAGCAAUGGGCAUGUAGGAUGUGUCGAACAAGCGGAAGAUGCGCUUACAACGAUGGUAUCUAAGUGUGAAAGUCCAACUUCUAUACCACCACAAAUGCCUCUACCUGCGCCAAAAGUCGAGGACGAACCAGCAGAAGAUACCAGCAUGGAUUUUGCUGCUAGUAUUGAGAAAGUAAAGGAUUAUGGAUGGUAUUGGGGCCCAAUAUCUGGUGAAGCUGCAGAGAAAAUACUGUCGAAUGAACCAGACGGAUCAUUCAUUGUACGAGACAGUAGCGAUGAUCAUUAUAUUUUUUCCUUAUCAUUUAGGCUUAACAGCUGUGUGCGACAUGUAAGAAUUGAGCACGAUCAGGGUAAUUUCAGCUUUGGAAGUUGCACAAAAUUCAAGUCUCAUACAAUUGUCGACUUUAUCGAGAAUGCGGUAGAACAUUCACGUAGUGGACGAUAUUUGUUUUUUCUUCAUCGACGGCCAGUGUUAGGUCCAAUGCGUGUGCAACUUCUUCACCCAGUGUCAAGAUUUAAACAGGUUCAAAGUUUACAGCAUACAUGCAGAUUUGUUAUUUUGAAGAUGGUACGCAGGGAUCUUAUUCCCACUCUACCUCUGCCUCGGCGGCUCAUUGAUUACCUGAGCACGCCUCAUUACUACAGUGAACAGUUAGCUGAACAGGACGAUAGAGCUGAAUCUCCUGUUAGUUCUUCAACUGGUGAAUUAGAGAAGAUUUGUUUCACACCACAAGGCCUAUCGUGAGGUACAAAUAUAUAAUCUUUUGUCCUUCAUUUUUGUGAAAUACUUGCCAAAUGUUUAGUAUGUAUGGUUUAAGAUUUAAGAUUUCACACAAUUUCGUUCCAUAUGAUUUUGUUAAAGAAUAUUACGAUUAAAUAUGGGAAUAACCUAUUUUUACAUAUAUUAUACGUUAAAUUAAAUUUGAAAUAUACAAUUUUUAUAUCUGUUUGAAAAGAAGGGUAAUCCGUUCCACGCAGUUCGUAUAUAGAAAAAUAUAGUUAAUCGCAUAAAAGUACUAAACGAAUUGGAAAGCAAAAGGUAAAAUUACUUCGAAGAUAAUUUUCAAUCAGAAUUCAUAUUGACACGAUUAAAAAUGCACAAGUAGAUUGAUAUCAGAUCUUGAAUUUAUGAUUUUCUCAUUUUGUCAUAAAAUGAUUUCCAGAGCACUUAUACAGUAAUCUCAACAAAUUCUAUGUUAUCAGUUUUAAUAUAAGUUCCUGUCUUUUAUUUUAAAAUACCUUUACGAGUUCAUACGAUGCAAUGAAUGUAUAAUAUUCAUAUAUGUAUAAUGAUGCAAAACGGUGAUCGAAUAACUCCUUCUUGCGUGCCAUAUAUCUCGUACUACUCUGUUCAUAUAGACAUUAAAAUCAUAAUGUUCUUUAUUCAUUGGUUUUUAGUUAAUAAAUUAUGCUUUUGCCAGAGA
Messenger RNA from Bombus huntii, 3657 nucleotides. RefSeq lists its product as uncharacterized. Gene Ontology annotation, molecular function: 1-phosphatidylinositol-3-kinase regulator activity. The record is from RefSeq and is a predicted model, not a curated record. Lineage: Eukaryota; Metazoa; Arthropoda; Insecta; Hymenoptera; Apidae. The transcript is spliced from 6 exons. Gene Ontology annotation, cellular component: phosphatidylinositol 3-kinase complex. Gene Ontology annotation, biological process: intracellular signal transduction; phosphatidylinositol phosphate biosynthetic process. Bases 492 to 2978 code for a protein of 828 amino acids.